GUCGGUUUCUUCGCGACGCCUCAUGUUGAGCUCAGAAGUGGCUGCAACUUUGUCAGAUGCCAGAGACUUCUGUCUGCCCGCUGGGCGAGUAAUUUCAGGAGAGCAGCUGCUAUGCACGCGGCUGGCCACGACCUGUUCAGUGAUCCUUUGAUGGCCAUCUGUCAGCCUUGUCUCGGCCAGCAUCACCGUAGUCUACGCUGAUCGUCCGCAGAACUCAUUCAGCACUCCACCGUCUGAACCGGCAGCGCGGAGGUAACUACAGAACCGCAGUCAGUCGUAGCGCCGAGUCUACGCAGCCCAGCACCGCAUUCAUUGAACAAUCAAGGGCAGCCGAACCUUGGCCGAUUAAUUAUCUAGUGCGGAGUACUGCAGAUCUCCAACCCCACCCCUCUCUUUCUCAUAUGCACGACCACAGGCGACACGGAAUGAGCCGAAUACUGGAAUCGAUCGGAUCCACCGUCCACACCGUCAUCCACCGCGCACACGACAACGCGCACGACCUCGCACAAGUGACGAAAUCGUUCGCCGAGGAGAAUCUGCUGGAUGCCCGGUAUGUGGACUUGACGAUCCAGUUCAUUGGCGCUUCUGGGUUACCCAAAGUCGACGUCGUAGGAUCCGCGGAUCCGUACUUCGUGGCGAAAAUCGACGACCGGAUCUCGUUCGUGUCCGCAGUCAAAGUCAAUACGCUCUCCCCUGUAUGGAACGCAUUGUGGAGGAUUAGGAAUGUCCCAGCACACGCCACGCUCUCGGUCGAGGUGAUGGACAAGGACGAUGGGGCGAAGGUCGAUGACUUUAUCGGGAAAUUUUCGACCACCAUUAGUUCUGGUGCGAAGGAGGUUGAAAUCGUGGGGCCCGUGUAUCGGCGCGCGGGUGGCUCAUUCUGGCUCAAGAUAGAAAGUGUGAAGGCUGGAGACGAUCCCCAGCUCUUUCCAUAUCUGUUCGACGGCCCCAUCCGUUUCUCUCGCCAUUUCUCUCCAACCAUCGGGCUCUUGACGAAUACCACCCUCUCCGAUGACUCCAAAUCGCGGCUGUACUCUACCUGGAAGAUGUACAUCCGCGGGAUCCGGCUGUUCUUUGGGGACACCGUGCAGCAAUGGAACCACGGUUAUAAAGCUGCCCAAGCGAUAUUCAAUCCCGGCCCAUCAUCGCUGGCUGUCCGCUCAGGCAUCAUCGCCGGGCAUCGCCUCCUCUACGCCCGGGCCACAACCAACCAGUUCGGGACGAUCGAAUCCGCCGCGGACGUCCUGGGCGUGCUGCACAGCGACGGGCGCGUGAAGCCCGCGGUCUACACGUACAUCAUCUCCGCCGAGGACGAGUCGCUGCGCUUCUCCGAGACGGGCGCGGCGUUCUUCGUCGACUUCGCCUCGAAGCACGCGCUGCACGCGAACUGCCACCCGUGUGUGCGCUACUCGGGCGAGUUCCACCCGCGCCCCGCCGGGGGCUGGAAAGCCUUCAGCGACGCGCAGGCGGACGGGGACGUCGCGUGGGAGAUCGUGGUCGACAACAACUCGGGGACGUACUCCCCCGACAAGACGCUGUUGCCGCAGCUCAAGGCGCUGCUGGAGUACAACUUCCCCGGGCUGACCGUCCAUGCGCUGGACCGCGAAGACCCAGAGCUGGUUGCCAGCCGGGAGGCGUGCAGGGCGUAUGCGCUCGAGCACCGGGGUGUCAAGCGGAGCGAGCUGCAGCCGCAGACGCAUGGAGAGGAGUCGACCGACACCUUGGCUGCUCAGGCCAUGGCCGUCUCGGCCGAGGAGCAGGCAAGCAUCCAGUGCGAGCCGGCGUAAAUGAUUCCAUUCGUGCUGCUCAUAAGAAGCCGUAUUCGACCGUAUGGGAUCACUUUGGAUUUAAUUGUGGGCAGUGUAAUGUAUCGUAACUGACACCGUCAUAUCAUAGCGUUGUAUGUAGUACUUAAGCUUGGGUGUCUGAAUCGAACUCUCGCAGGCAAAUGGUGUGAUGAC
Messenger RNA from Mycena citricolor, 1961 nucleotides. Lineage: Eukaryota; Fungi; Basidiomycota; Agaricomycetes; Agaricales; Mycenaceae. The record is from the annotation of a GenBank genome assembly.